AUGGCGGUGCCCGUGUCCAGGCUCAUAACGGUUGUCAUGGAAGGGGAAAGUGAAAUAUCACACACGGGUACUGAGGAAGGUAGUUCAAACCCUAACCCUACCACUGAUUCUGACUCACCAAAGGGAUUGAAGAUUCUUCAUGAACUUGGAAUUACUGUUGCAAGCAGUACUAUCAAUAAAGAGAAGAAACAUCUUAUCAAAGAACAGGAGAAGAGGUUGUCUGCAACCAUGUCAAGACAAGGUUUAAUCAUAGUUGGUGGACUUAGUUCAGCAAUAUAUACAGAUGAGAAAAGCUGUCCAGUUUUCUUUGAUAGUCAUUCACAUUCACAGGAUGCCUUGAAAGAUGAAAAGAUUCCACGGUUGUCAGUGAGGAAUGGAAUGAAAUGGCCAGACAGACCAGAAAUUUUGAAGUUGCAUCCAUUGGAAGAAAGACUAAUUUCUCAGAGAAUACCAUUUAUGCAGAUAAGAGAAUUGCCCAGAGGAGGGCAGAUGUCUGUUAAAGGAAAUGUUGUAAAUGUUCCUGUUGAUAUCCAGCCAACAGUAAAUGCUCUUCCUAGACAGUUAGAUGAAUAUGUUACAAUUGCUGUAAAGUUAAAAAAAAGACUUUCUCACAAGUCUGCAUGUUUCUCUGAAAAUGUCCGUCCUAAUAAGGUCAUGAAUGCUUUACAAUGGCUUAUGGAAAACAGUGAAUUAUAUAAAUCUUCAGGCAUUAACAUUGAUCAUUCAUGGAGAGAAAUUAUUGAUAAUGACAACCAGGAAGUUGUUAAAGAGCUUGUUGGAACAUCCUCCAGCACUGAUGAACGUGAAACAGAACCAAAUGAUGAUGGAUUUUGUGAAGUUGCUGCAGAUGAUAAUAUUCAAGGCAAUUCUGAUACUCUUGUUGAUGAAGCAGAUGACACCAACAAGGCAUAUGUUUUUGCCCCUGGAGAAAAUCAAAGACCAGUAAGUUUAUACGAAGAUAAAGAUGCAGAGUAUUUAUGUUUUCCUACCAUAUUUUGUGGACAGAGACGAGUAGAAAAUAAUGACAGAGUUGUAUCAGUUCAUUAUAGCGAUGUUGCAAAAUGGGAAUUGCGUAGCAUUGAUCGACGAGCAGCAAAAUCUGUUCCAAACAUUUUUUUCAAGUUGAAGAAAAUUCAGAUUAAACAAGUUAGUGAUAAAGUUAACUUAGCAUUGAGAAGAUGCAAAACAGAGGGAAAGACGAUCACAGCAGAACAAGUUCUGAAUCCUGCCACUGCAGAAAAAAUUGUUAGACUGAAUGAAGGAUAUUAUAUCUUCAGAACACUCAGAAAUUCUCCAGCUUAUCUUGCAUCCAAAAAGAAAGAUGUUUUUGCAAUGAUCAGACAAUUAGGUCUUCCAACAUGGUUUAUUUCUCUUUCAUCAGCUGAUACUCGAUGGGUUGAUCUUCUGAAAACAUUGGCAAUACUUAGAGGAAAGCCUCUUUCAAAUGAAGAAAUAGAAACUCUGGACUGGAAUGCAAAAUCUACUCUAGUUAAGGAAGAUCCAGUGACUUGUGCUAGAUAUUUUGACAACAGAGUACAAAUAUUCAUCAAUACUGUUCUAAAGAGUCAUCACAAUCCUCUUGGUGUUGUCACAGAUGUAUUUCGACGUGUAGAAUUCCAGAACAGAGGUUCACCACAUAUUCACAUGCUUGUAUGGACCAGUGAUGCUCCAAAGUAUAAAGAAAAUAGUGAUGAAGCAAUUGAAGCUUAUGUCGACCAGUAUGUUACCUGCAGCUUGCAGGAAAAUGAUGCUCUUUUGAAACACCUUGUAGAACUCCAGGUUCACAAGCAUUCAAAGACAUGCAAAAAAGGUGGAAAAACAGUUUGUCGGUUUGGAUUUCGUUUGCCACCUCUACCCAAAACAAUGCUGCUUGAACCAUUGGAUGUUGAUGUAGAUACAUAUAGAAAGAAGUACUCUGUUCUUCAAGAAAAAUUGAAUGAAUACAAAGAUGGUUGCAAUUUAGACUAUGACUCAUUCUUGGAAAAUGUCAUAAAAAUGUCACAAGAGGACUAUAUCAAAUGUAUCAGAGCCUCCUUAAAAAGUCCUAAAAUAUUUCUAAAAAGAAGUCCAUCAGAAAUGAGAGUUAAUUACUACAACCAGUCAUUGUUACAGGCUUGGAAUGCUAACUUUGAUAUCCAGUUUGUUUUAGAUCCAUAUGCAUGUGCAACAUACAUUGUGGCCUAUAUCAGCAAAUCACAAAGAGGAAUAAGUGCAAUGCUUGAUAAAGCAUCUCAAGAAGCUACUGAUGGAAAUAUGGAUCUUAAACGACAAGUUCGGCAUAUUGGAAACAAGUUCCUUAAUUUUGUUGAAGUUAGUGCACAAGAAGCAAGCUACUUAAUUCUACAGAUGCCUCUGACACAGUCUAGUAGGGAAGUAGUUUUUAUAAAUACUUCACCUCCAGAAGAGCGCGUUUUUCUUCUCAAACGAGACGAGGAACUGAACAAUUUACCUAAACAUUCAACUGAUAUCAAAGCAGAUGGUUUAAUUCAAAGAUAUGCAAGACGUCCAAAACAAUUGGAACACUGGUGUUUAGCUGAUGUUGUAACAGAAUUGGAAGUAAGUUUUCCCAAAGAAAUGGAAAAAGAAAAUGAUGAUGAGGAAAACAAUGAAGAUUGUCCAAAUGAAUCUGCAGAAGAUAUCUUUUCUGAAAGUGAUGUUGUUGUUCAUUUGAAAAAUGGCAUAAAAAUUAGAAGGCGUAAAAACAAAAGAGUCAUCAGAUAUGUAGGAUACAGUAAAAAGACAAAUUCUGAACUGUACUACAGAGAAAGACUGUUUUUGUUUCUGCCUUGGAGAAAUGAAAUGGUUGACCUUCUUGGAGAUUUUCAAACAUAUGAACAACAUUAUUAUAGAAAAGCUAACAUUAUUCAGAUAAAGCAAAGAGAAUAUGAACAUUUCAUGGAGGAAUUAGAAGAAGCUCGACUUCAAGCUGAGGAAGAUCUUGAUAAUUUGGCUACAGUUGCACCAAAUACAGAACAAGCAGAGGCAGAAGAUUUAGAAGUAGAUCCAAAACCAUCAGAAGAGUUUGCUCACUUUGAUCCAGAUACAAUUCAACACAGAGACUAUGAUAUAGGGCCAGAGAUUGGCAUGUCAUCAAAAGUAUCAGAAAUAGAAAUGAGUGCAGUUCGCAUCCCAGAUGAACAAUAUCACAAAUUAUUACAGAGCUUAAACAUAAAACAAAGAGAAUUUUACAAUCAUGUUGUAACAUGGAUUCAGCAUAACACUGAACCAUUGUAUGCCUUCCUUACUGGUGGAGCAGGUGCAGGAAAAUCGGUUGUUAUUGAUGCCAUAUUUCAAACAUUACAUAGAAUCUUGUAUUCUAAAGAAGGAGAAAAUCCAGAUGAUAUAAGAAUACUUCUUUGUGCAUCCACAGGAAAAGCUGCUUAUAAUAUUAAAGGAGCUACUAUUGCAUCAGCAUUUCACAGAAAAAUGUACCAGAACCAACAAAACAUGAGUGCUGAUGAACUGAACUCAUUUAGAACUAAAUACAAUAAUUUGUCAGUUGUAAUUGUUGAUGAAAUUUCAAUGAUGGAUUAA
Magallana angulata is the source of this 3534-nucleotide messenger RNA. RefSeq lists its product as uncharacterized. NCBI's taxonomy places the organism in Eukaryota, Metazoa, Mollusca, Bivalvia, Ostreida, Ostreidae. Bases 1 to 3534 code for a protein of 1177 amino acids. The transcript has 6 exons. The record is from RefSeq and is a predicted model, not a curated record.